Messenger RNA from Dermacentor andersoni, 2993 nucleotides. RefSeq names its product cyclin dependent kinase 11B pitslre (gene Pitslre). Gene Ontology annotation, cellular component: nucleus. Gene Ontology annotation, biological process: protein phosphorylation; regulation of mitotic cell cycle. The record is from RefSeq and is a predicted model, not a curated record. Gene Ontology annotation, molecular function: ATP binding; protein serine/threonine kinase activity. Lineage: Eukaryota; Metazoa; Arthropoda; Arachnida; Ixodida; Ixodidae.
GGUGGUGAAAUUUAUCUUUCGCACGCUAUGGCGUCUGUGCCGUAAGCAUGUUAACUGCGCUGUAAACUACUUAUUGUAACAUUUACGCUCAAUUACCAAUAGUCGAUAUAUUUUGUUUAUCCGCUGUGCAAAAAUCGCGUAGUUUAGCCAUAAGAAGCUAAUGCUUUGCGUCUAGGGGGAAUCUCAAUUUUGCCAGUAGUGCGCCUGCUGCCGCUGCGAUGAGCCGGAGUUCAAACGAUUCAGAAGAAGACGGCGAGAUUGAUCGUGAAGAAACGCGCUACAACAUGGUUUCGAGCAGUGUCGCUUCGCCCACAAAGGACUACGCCGAACAAGCGGAUGAAAGUGACAGUUAUGACACUGAAGACGGAGGUGAGGACAUGCUGAACAUACAGCCCCCCCAGGCAACAAUCGUGAUUCCAAAGCGUGACCGGCGAGAUCGCAAGCGUGACAGGCAUUCAAGAAAGCACGAAUCUUCCCACAGCCGUGGCAAGGACCGCCAGCCGAGCAGCCGAGAUCGGAGCGGUGGACACCGGGACAGCCGGCGUGCUGCUGCUGACAGCAGCAGUCACAGGAGUGGUAGCACCCGUAAUCGCGACACACGCGAGCACGAGAGUCGGCACCGGCAAACCCACCGAACAGAGGAAAAGGUGGCUCGGCCGGUGGAACCGCCAUCACGUUCUGGGCGGAAUGAGGCCAGCAGCAGCAGCGGCAGUAGCAGCAGCAAAGAGCAGGCAAGGGCUCCUCCACGAGAUGUUGGUCGGAGUGUGCAGAGAGAACCGAAAGAAGUGGCCCGCAGCGAGCUGCGGGACGCACGCGAGAAGAUCCGAGAAGCUAAAGAGGCACGGGAGCAGCGGGAAAGAGAACAGCGGGAGAGAGAGGAACGAGAACAAGAACGUCUUCAGCGAGAGUGGCGCAAAGAACGGCUUCUUAUAGUGGGACAAGCGGCAGCCCAGCGGGAGAGGGACAGGGAGCACCGAAAGACAGAGGUGGUUCGCUCAGCGGCCGAAGUCCCCAAGCUGACCAGCAGAGACCGCAGUCGAAGUCCUCUCGCACGGAGUUCAGACGACCGGUCAGACCUGCCAGAAAUCUCUCUCACAGUUGAGGAUGAACGCCUCACUGACAUCGAGGACGAAGAGCCAAGUCCACCAAAAAUGGUCUCUCAUAGCGGUCAGGGAGAGCCAAGAAUGGCUUUAAUGGACACAACCACCAAAGAGCAGCCGCCACCACCACAACCACAACCGCGCGCUGUUGCGAAGAGUUCCGACGAUGACGAUGAUGAUGAUGACGACGACGACGAUGAUGACGAUGGGUCCGACAUUUCCUCAGACUCGAGCAGCGAGGACAGCAGCGACUCUGAUGGUUUGGGCCUGUUUUUCAGGCCAGGGAAGACAUCAGACUCGGAAGUGAGCGAUCCAUUGUACAGUAAAGAGCGCCAUGCUCGUUUGAGAGCCACACUGAAAGCACUCGUUAAAGAGGAGACAGACUACCAGCAUUCACAUCAUCGAGAUAGCAGCAGCAGUGAAGAUGACUCUGAGGAUGACGAAAAGUAUUCGGAAGACGGAAAAGUUGAUGGUACAGAUGUGGGUAAGAGAGGAACUGAUACUGAUCAUCUCAAAAAGCUUCUGAAGAAGUGUGAAAAAUUUCUGAAUAAGUUCGAAAAAAUGAAAGAAGCCACACCGAAAGUAGAAACAGUGAAUGUCAAUACAACUGGUGAGGCCUCUCCACUGAGCGAAGACGACGAUGGCACUCAGCUACCCCCAUACUUGCCAGCCAUUCAGGGCUGUCGUAGUGUUGAAGAGUUCCACUGUCUCAACCGCAUCGAGGAAGGCACAUACGGCGUUGUGUACAGAGCAAGAGACAAGCAGACAGAUGAGAUUGUGGCUCUGAAGCGACUGAAGAUGGAAAAAGAGAAAGAAGGCUUUCCAAUAACAUCCCUCCGAGAGAUCAACACCCUCCUCAAAGCGCAGCAUCCGAAUAUUGUCACCGUUCGAGAGAUAGUCGUGGGCAGCAACAUGGACAAGAUCUACAUUGUGAUGGACUACGUGGAGCAUGACCUAAAGAGCCUGAUGGAAGUUAUGAAGCAGCCAUUCCUAGUGGGCGAGGUGAAGACACUGAUGCUUCAGCUGCUCAAGGCAGUGGCCCACCUUCAUGACAACUGGAUCCUUCAUCGGGACCUCAAGACCUCCAACCUCCUGCUCAGUCACAAGGGCAUCCUAAAGGUUGGUGACUUUGGUCUAGCUCGAGAAUAUGGGUCACCCCUGAAGCACUACACUCCCAUUGUAGUCACCAUGUGGUACCGUGCUCCAGAACUGCUUCUUGGGGUCAAGGAGUAUUCGACGCCCAUCGACAUGUGGUCCGUGGGUUGCAUAUUUGGCGAGCUUCUCACAAUGAAGCCGCUGUUCCCUGGAAAGUCGGACAUUGACCAGCUGAAUAGAAUCUUCAAGGACCUUGGCACUCCCAGUGAGAAAAUUUGGCCUGGCUAUACCGAGCUUCCCCUAGUGAAGAAAGUGACCUUCACGGAGCACCCCUACAACAACCUGAGAAGCCGGUUCGGCCACACGCUCUCAAACCUGGGUUUUGACCUGAUUAACAAGUUCCUGACCUAUUACCCGCAGCGCCGCAUCACUGCGGAGGACGCGUUGAAGCACGAGUUUUUCAAUGAGACGCCGGUGCCCGUGGAUCCGUCCAUGUUUCCGACAUGGCCAGCCAAGAGUGAGCUGGGUCACAGAAAGGCACAGAGUCCCAAGCCUCCAUCUGGUGGAAAGCAGUUUGCCAAACAACUGGGCGAAGGAGAUGACGAAGGACUUCUGGCGGCUGCAGGCUUUCACAUGAACAUCCCCAGCAAGGGAAGUUCAGCCAAGGGAACUGGCUUCAGCCUGAAGUUUUAGAAUUGCCGCAGAACACACGGUUUAGGCUGUGUCCAUGACUGUUAUGUGUAUAUAAAACAUAAGACAUUACCUGAUGCAUCCUUCUUAUAAAAGUAUGAUACAUGA